AUGAGUUUUAUCAUGAAGCUUCACAGACACUUUCAAAGGACAGUUAUUCUGCUCGCCACUUUUUGUAUGGUGAGCAUUGUUAUUUCUGCCUACUACCUGUACAGUGGCUACAAACAGGAAAAUGAACUCUCUGAGAUGGCUUCAGAAGUGGACUGUGGUGACCUUCAGCACCUACAAUAUAGGCUAGUGGAAGUGAAGACAACCAAGUUUUUUGACGCCUCAAAGACAGACCCCAUAGUCCUAGUGUUUGUGGAGAGCCAGUACUCAUCCCUUGGCCAAGACAUCAUAAUGAUUCUGGAAUCAAGUAGAUUCCAAUACCACAUUGAAAUUGCUCCUGGAAAGGGAGAUCUCCCAGCACUUAUAGACAAAACUAAAGGCAAAUAUAGUCUCAUUAUUUAUGAGAACAUUUUAAAGUAUAUAAAUAUGGACUCCUGGAAUCGAAGCCUUUUAGAUAAAUAUUGUGUAGAAUAUAGUGUGGGUGUCAUUGGAUUCCACAAAACUAGUGAGAAGAGUCUACAAAGCUUUCAGUUAAAAGGUUUCCCUUUUUCUGUAUAUGGAAACCUUGCAGUAAAAGAUUGUUGUAUUAAUCCCCAUUCUCCGUUGCUUCACUUGACCAAAUCUUCUAAGCUGGAAAAAGGUUCUUUGCCUGGAACUGACUGGACAGUAUUUCAGAUUAAUCACUCAGCCUACCAACCAGUAAUAUUUGCCAAAGUAAAGACCCCAGAAAAUCUUUCUCCUCCCAUCUCUAAAGGUGCUUUUUAUGCCACUAUCAUACAUGACCUGGGGCUUCACGAUGGAAUUCAGCGAGUUCUUUUUGGCAACAACUUGAACUUUUGGCUGCACAAGCUCAUCUUCAUAGAUGCCAUCUCCUUCUUGUCAGGGAAGAGGCUGACAUUGUCCUUGGACAGGUACAUCCUUGUGGACAUUGAUGAUAUAUUUGUGGGAAAGGAAGGAACAAGAAUGAACACCAAUGAUGUUAAGGCCCUGCUCGAUACUCAGAAUCUUUUGCGUGCACAAAUCAGAAAUUUUACAUUCAACUUGGGAUUUUCAGGGAAAUUUUACCAUACAGGAACUGAAAAGGAAGAUGAAGGAGAUGACUGUCUGCUGGGGUCUGUCGAUGAGUUCUGGUGGUUUCCUCACAUGUGGAGCCAUAUGCAGCCCCACCUGUUCCACAAUGAGUCGUCUUUGGUGGAGCAGAUGAUUCUCAACAAAAAAUUUGCCUUAGUUCUUCCAAGACAAACCUGUGGGCUUUUUACUCACACAAUUUUCUACAAAGAAUAUCCAGGAGGCCCUAAAGAGCUGGACAAGAGUAUCCGAGGAGGUGAACUUUUUUUCACUGUGGUCCUCAACCCAAUCAGCAUUUUCAUGACCCAUUUGUCCAACUAUGGGAACGACCGACUGGGAUUAUAUACAUUUGUUAAUCUUGCCAAUUUCGUGCAGAGCUGGACCAACCUGCGACUUCAGACUUUGCCUCCAGUGCAACUGGCUCACAAGUAUUUUGAGCUCUUUCCUGAUCAAAAAGACCCUCUCUGGCAGAAUCCCUGUGAUGACAAACGCCACAGAGACAUUUGGUCUAAAGAAAAAACUUGUGAUCGCUUACCAAAAUUUUUGGUAAUAGGACCCCAGAAAACUGGCACCACUGCUUUGUACUUGUUCCUGGUUAUGCAUCCUUCCAUCAUUAGUAACUCCCCCAGCCCAAAAACCUUUGAGGAGGUACAGUUCUUUAAUAGAAAUAACUACCACAGGGGGAUUGAUUGGUAUAUGGACUUCUUCCCAGUCCCAUCGAAUGUCACCACUGACUUUCUGUUUGAGAAGAGUGCCAAUUACUUCCACUCAGAGGAAGCUCCUAAAAGAGCUGCUUCUCUGGUCCCCAAAGCAAAGAUCAUCACCAUUCUCAUUGAUCCAUCAGACCGAGCAUACUCCUGGUAUCAGCAUCAGCGAUCGCAUGAAGACCCUGCAGCUCUGAAGUUUAGCUUCUACGAAGUGAUAUCAGCUGGGCCCCGUGCACCAUCCGAGCUUAGAGCUUUGCAGAAGAGAUGUUUGGUUCCCGGGUGGUAUGCCAGCCACAUUGAGAGAUGGCUUGUUUAUUUCCCCCCAUUUCAGAUGCUAAUUAUCGAUGGGCAACAGCUAAAAACUGAUCCUGCUACAGUGAUGGAUGAUGUACAGAAAUUUCUAGGAGUCUCUCCUCAUUAUAAUUACUCGGAAGCUUUAACUUUUGAUUCUCAUAAAGGUUUCUGGUGUCAGUUACUAGAAGAAGGUAAAACAAAAUGCCUUGGAAGGAGUAAAGGAAGAAAAUACCCUCCAAUGGAUUCUGAUAGCAGAGCAUUUCUGUCAAGCUACUAUCGAGAUCACAACAUGGAACUCUCAAAGCUGCUGCACAAACUGGGACAUCCUCUGCCAUCCUGGCUGAGACAGGAGCUGCAGAAAGUGAGAUAGCACUGAGAGAAACUUGAGAAUUCAUCUUCCAUGUAAAAAGCACCUUUUCCAAAGCUUCCAGAAGCUACCAAAAGGCUGUUGGAAAAUAUACCUCUUCAAACAAGAAAAAAGAACAAAGUUCCUUCCAUGUGCUGGCAUGUGGAUGAUUAGAAAAAGAAAAAAGAAAAUAUAUCUGUUACAAGCCUUGAGGCCUAUGGCCUUUCUCUAAACCCAUAUCUGAGCCUGUGGGAUUAUUGUAGACUACUGUGCAUUCAUGUGGAAGUCAAUUGCAACCAACAUAAAUACCAAACACAAUGCAGAACUGUUCCAUUUCAGAGUAAUAUUUACACUUUUGUAUAUCAACUAAGAUUGUGUCUGUAGAUUUUUAGACCAUUGUUUGCCUGUAUGAUGUUUUCUUAUUCUUUGAUUCUAUAAAGUGUCCUACAAAACAAGAAGCGAAAUAAACAUCACAAUGUAGCAUAAAAUGUCAAAAGCCUAACACCCAUGAAAAAUGCCUGCCAAAAUUUAAAUCCACUGAAGUAUUUAAAAAGAAUUGUAAAUUAUAAUUUGUGCUAGAUCAGAGAGUGGAAAAGUUAUAUAUGAACUUUAUCUACAACAACAAGAAAGAUAAGUUCUAUAGCAAAAAAAAUGAUUUUUUAUAUAGUCUAGUGCAUUUAUGUAAAAAUUGCUAACUCCAUUAUAAUGUAACUAUUAUGCUGAAAUACAUAUUGUAAUGCUGUUGGAUGGUAAAUAGAAACACACUGAGUAUACCAGAACAAUAAAUAAUACUGUAAAGUGUACUGACCAAAUCCU
Messenger RNA from Galeopterus variegatus (Sunda flying lemur), 3228 nucleotides. It is a transcript of the gene NDST3, whose product is annotated as N-deacetylase/N-sulfotransferase (heparan glucosaminyl) 3. The coding region runs from base 1 to 2436 and encodes 811 amino acids. The transcript is spliced from 12 exons. Lineage: Eukaryota; Metazoa; Chordata; Mammalia; Dermoptera; Cynocephalidae. Gene Ontology annotation, molecular function: heparan sulfate N-sulfotransferase activity; deacetylase activity. The record is from RefSeq and is a predicted model, not a curated record. Gene Ontology annotation, cellular component: Golgi apparatus.